UAUUUGGCAGUCGAGGCGGCGGGGAGGGUUGAUCUCAGGGUAUCCCCGCGAUUCUUGGUUAUUUUUUUCCCUCUUAACGCUGAAUUAUCGGAGUUUAUUUGUCACUCGGGAGCUAAAGGAAGGACCUGUGAUACACGAAUAAGCCCCUAUCGGAGCCGCGCGGAUUAACGAGCUCCGAGUGACAACAAGAGGUUCACACGGCAGCCCGAUACCAUCACAACAUUUCACCGUCAUUUAUUGAAGUUCUGGUAGCACUCGGGCAGCAUUUUCUCCUCUUUCGUGGUGUUUGUUUCGGUAAUGUCGAUGCUCUGAGUGUCUGGGCGGAUAAACACAGAGUUAUCUGUCCGAGUUGGACAUUUUUUUGUUUUGUUUUUUUGGGUCAGUUCUCGGUUAAUUACUUUAAUACAGCGAAUCAACCGGGCGCUCUGAUGGCACUCGGGAGGACGUAGUUAUCCUGGAAAUGGAAGAUAUUUCGCCUGUUCAAGUGUUGAAAGUUUAAAUUUUGCGCUGCUUUCCCCCCCUCUCCGAAACGCGAGGUGUGGCCAUGUGUGACGAGGCGGUGCGUCAGACACGCAGUCAGAAGCGUGCGUUAGAGCGGGAGGCUCUACCAGUGGAAUUGGAUGUAAAGAAGGUGAAGCUGGAGGAUGGAGACAGGGACGAUCGGCCUGUGCUGCGUCCCAGGCCCGAGGCCUCAGCGCGCAGCUCAAAUAUCCUGAGCGCCGGAGAGGUAAAGGCCACCAUAAAAGUGGAGCUGCAGACCAGAGACGAACCCGUAGACAUGAGCACCACUAAAGGCGAAGUUAAGAAAGAGAAGAGACCUUCCUCACCGGAUGAUGUCAUCGUGCUGUCUGAUAAUGAGCCGUCCAGCCCGCAGAUGAACGGCGGGAGCCACUUCAAAGAGCUUGACACGGACCUGCUCAUGAGGAGUAGUCCUGAAGAGAGAGUUCGCAUUAUAAAGACACUUAAGGAGGAGCUGAGGCUAGAAGAGGCCAGACUGGUAUUGUUGAAGAAACUCCGACAGAGCCAAAUACACAAGGAAACCAAUGUACAGAAGCCUUUAGGUUCAGGCUCUGUGGCCACGCCCCCUCCUCUGUUGAGAGGCUCAGUGACCAGCAAAGGAACUCAACCUCAGGUUCUCUCCAGCCGGAGCUCAGCGGGUGUCAUCCCUCCUCCUCUGGUGCGUGGAGGGCAGGUAUCCAAACACGGCUCGCAAAGCUCCCAGAUCAUCAUGCCUCCACUGGUCAGAGGAGCUCAGCCGAUCUCUGUGACACCACAACAGAUCGCAAGUCUGCGGCAGCAGCAGCAGCAGUACUCCAGUUCAGGCCCUCCACCCCUGCUGCUGGCCCCUAGAGCCUCUGUGCCCACUGUUCAUGGUCAGAAAAUCAUCCAGUCCAGCCUUAUUCGUGUGGCCAAUGUAUCUAAUGCCAACCUUCUCGUCAACGUUAGCCCAUCGAACACCAACCUGAAGACAUCCUCCACUCAGAGCGCUGUGGCAAGUGCCAACGACUCUCCUGCCAGCCGACAAGCGGCGGCUAAGCUGGCGCUGCGGAAGCAGCUGGAGAAGACUCUGCUGGAGAUUCCCCCUCCCAAACCCCCUGCCCCCGAAUUCAACUUCCUGCCCUCAGCAGCCAACAAUGAGUUCAUCUACCUGGUGGGCCUGGAGGAGGUUGUGCAGUGCCUACUGGAUGCCCUGGGGAGAGGUAAACCGGGAGGUUCUCAAGCUUCUGCCUCCACGGAGCCAUUUACAUGCACUCAGUGUAAGACCGACUUCACCUGCCGCUGGCGUAAGGAGAAGAGCGGUGCGAUCAUGUGCGAGCAGUGCAUGUCCACCAAUCAGAAGAAGGCCCUGAAAGCCGAGCACACCAAUCGGCUGAAGGCAGCCUUCGUCAAAGCCCUGCAGCAGGAGCAGGAGAUCGAGCAGAGGAUCCUCCAGCAGGCUUCCUCUCCUGCCUCACAUUCACCUUCCUCCUCAUCCUCGAGCCUCGUGGUGAAGUCGGAUUCGCACGUGAUUGUCUCUCAGCAGAUCAAGCAGCGCUCUUCCUCGCUCCAGCAGCACAGUCGAUCACAGCCCAUCAGCCACCACCAUUCCACUAUAACACAGAGUUCUGCUCAGCUGUCCCGCAGUGUUCAGUCAGCAGCGGCCCUGCGCGGUGUCUCUCACUCCUUCUCUCCAGCCUCCCAGCUCCAGAACGCUGUGGCAGCUGCCGCGCUGGUCAGCAGGCCAGGUAAGCAUGCUGUGCUUCAGGGGUCAAAGGUCAGCAGGAGCAGUGCCAGCGGCAGGACCUCUAAGACUGUGACAUCCUCCACCUGGAGGAGGCGGAACAACGCAACACCAGGUGUGACUAUGGCCUACGUGAACCCCAGCCUGCCUGUGCACAAGUCUUCAUCGUCAGCGGUGGAGCGUCAGAGAGAGUACCUGUUAGACAUGAUCCCCUCCAGAUCCAUCUCCCAGACUGCAAACACGUGGAAAUGACCCGGCAGCGUGCCACCUUCAGCUGAGCUUUCCUAACAUCACAAAACUCAGCCCUCUUCAAGAACCUCACCUGAAAUCCUGGAACAGCUCUGAGAACGGAUCUAGGAUCUCUGAGAUCAGCGUUGGGAUCAAGGAAGAGCUCAAGAGACUCCGGAGUCUCGCUUUCAAUCGUGGAACAUAUUCUGAAGAAAACCUUUUGGCUUCUAUUACAGAUUUUUCUCAGUCACCUGGUCUCUGAUUUUUUUUUUUUUUUCCUCCCUUUUUCAUGUGUGUGUCUUAAAAAAAUAAAAGUUUGAUCAUUGUGCAAAAACACUGAUGUAUAUUAAAGCAAUAGGCUCCGGAUCCAGCGUCACUCUGACCAGCUACUGAAGACGAUCGAAUGAAAAAAAAAAUGAAACCAAGAAAAUAAUAAAGGUUUAUUAGGGGGCUUAUUGAAGGGCUUCCACUUGUGCUUUGCUGCCAGGUUGUAAAUGUCAGUAGAGACUCGUAUUCCUAAGACUGAACCUGAUCGCGUUACUCCAGAGCUCAGCACUCAUGGAGCUGAUGAUGAUGAUGAUGAUGACGAUCCGGCCUUUUGGAUUUCAGAAGCAAAAUAAGAAACUGUGUCUUUUCUCAUGAAUUCAUGGAACUUUCCUUUCUUUGGAAGACAAAAAACAAGUAAAUAAGUUUUCUUAAAGAAAUGCAUAAAAAAAAAAAGAAUAAAUCUUAAGUUACAAAAACUAGAAGCCAGCAGAGCUACAUGAAGAGCCCUUUACGGAGAAAGGCAGUUUUUUUUUUAGUUUUUUUUGAUUGUAAGUUAUAUAGUUAAUUAAGUCCAAGCCUGACUGGACUUGUGUCUCUUUAAAAACAUUUUGCUUCAAAACUUGGUCAUCUUUCUUUUCUCCUUUGGAUUUAGUUUUUUAGGUUGGAGUCACAGUUUUGAUUGAGGCUCUUUUUCAGUCUCAGGAACACAUCAUGACCCAAAACAAAAUGCGAAUGAUUUCACCGAUCCAACAUGCAGCCCCUUUGUUCUUUGCUUAAACACAUCUGAGGUUGUUUGUCUCAGUUGUUACUCCCAUAACCUUUUAUUCAUGUUUUACGGUUCACAAAAUCAAAAGACAAAAAAAAAAAAAAAAAAUCAUUAUAAUAACUGAACAGUAAUUUAGUAAAACAUGUGCAUGAUGGAUUGGAGCCUUGUGUUUGUGUGUUGGUGUUUAAUUCCAGUCCACUUGAUUUGCGUCCUCGUCUUUAUGGUUUUAUGUGUCAUUGUUUACUUUUGCUUUCUCCAGCUUCAUCUUCAGCAGAUUUGGUUUCCAGUAGGUUAAGGAACAGCAUUUCACAUGAAACACCUUUUAUAAGAUGUCGUGACUCCCCCCUCAUUAAAAAACAAAAAAAAAAUUUGUUCGAAAAUUCGAUUGUUAACAGUUUGUAAAGCUGGAAGGUAUUUAUUGGUAAAAUAAAUGAAAAAUAAAUGGAUUUUAGACGACUUUUCUGUCAGAUAUUAUUACUACUGCUACUCCUUUUUCUUUUUCAUGUGACUGCAUUACCGUCAGCUCGCCCCGUUUCUCUUUUGUGUUUUAGAUUACUGAGAUCUCGUCACAAUUUCUAUAUCGUUUUUGUCGUCUUUGCCGUUUGUUCGGCUCCGUUACUCCUCAGACACGUGUCCUCCUCGGUGUGGACGCCGUACUGUUCAGCUGAUCGGACACUGAGGCGUCCUCGGCGUCUCUGCUUGAUGUCACGCCGCUGUUUCAGGAGUUUAAUAGCAACGCUCACUUGCUCCUGUUCUGCCGCACUGUACAAACUCAUGUUACGAUUUGUUAGGUUUACUUUUGUUUCCCAGUUUGAGAAGUAAUAAUAAUAAAAGUAUUUUAACCUAUUUUAA
Tachysurus vachellii is the source of this 4334-nucleotide messenger RNA. RefSeq names its product transcriptional repressor p66-alpha-like. NCBI's taxonomy places the organism in Eukaryota, Metazoa, Chordata, Actinopteri, Siluriformes, Bagridae. The record is from RefSeq and is a predicted model, not a curated record. Bases 545 to 2473 code for a protein of 642 amino acids. Gene Ontology annotation, cellular component: NuRD complex. Gene Ontology annotation, molecular function: sequence-specific DNA binding. Gene Ontology annotation, biological process: negative regulation of transcription by RNA polymerase II. The transcript has 12 exons.